UACUCUGGAUUGCCAUCCAUCAACAUGCAUUUCACUUCUUUGCUGGCCUCCAGCUUGGCCCUGAUAUCAUCCGGUGUCUUUGCUGCUCCUUCUGCAGAAUCUCAUAAAUUAGGCAAGAGAUGCACCAACUCAGCCAGUGAUCGAUCUUGUUGGGGAGAUUAUGAUCUGUCUACUGAUUACUACACUGAGGUUCCUGACACUGGAGACACCGUCGAGUACUGGUUCGAACUCACCAACACAACAGCCGCACUUGAUGGCGUUUCAAGGGACGUUCUAACGGUUAACGGCUCCUUCCCUGGGCCGACAAUUAUUGCCAACUGGGGUGACACUGUUAUUGUUCACCUCUAUAACGGAUUAGAAAACAACGGUACCGGUCUGCAUUUCCACGGUAUUCGACAAAACUUCACCAACCAAAUGGAUGGUGUGCCUUCAAUCACUCAAUGCCCACUUGCGCCUGGAGAGUCUAUGACCUACACCUGGGUUGCCACACAAUAUGGCACAACUUGGUACCACUCUCACUUUGCUCUACAAGCUUGGGAAGGCGUUCUCGGCGGCAUCCUCAUUAAUGGACCUGCCACUGCGAACUACGAUGUCGAUAAGGGACACAUCUUUUUGAACGAUUGGACCCACCAAACUGCAGAUGAGAUAUAUAGCACUGCUGAGACGUCCGGCCCGCCCACCUUGGACAACGGACUCAUUAACGGCACCAACACUUAUGACGAUGCGGGAACGCGAUUCGAGAUGGAUGUUACUGCUGGAUCAACGUACAGGCUUAGACUGGUCAACGGUGCCAUUGAUUCUCACUUCAAGUUUAUGGUUGACAACCACACGCUUACUGUCAUUGCCAUGGAUCUCGUUCCCAUAGUACCAUAUACUACAGAUGUCCUCUCAAUCGGCAUGGGACAACGAUACGAUGUCAUACUAAAUGCGACGGAAACCACUGGAGACUUUUGGAUGCGAGCGAUUCCGCAAACCUUCUGCAGUGACAAUGACAAUGCCGAUAACAUUAAGGGAAUAGUUCGCUACGACUCGACCAGCACUAGCGACCCAACUACGUCCGCAUUCACAUAUACGGACAACUGCGAUGAUGAAGCUAUCGCUGAUCUCGUCCCCUAUCUCUCAUCUGACGCCAGCUCCGAUAGCGAGGAAGAUGACUUUGCCGUCACCGUCGGCAAGAGCAGCAAUCUCUUCAAAUGGUACAUGGCAGCUACUACUUUUGUAGUCGAGUGGGCCGACCCAACUCUCCUCCAGAUCUACAACGAUGACACCAACUUCACUACUUCAUCGCACGUAAUUGAGGUCGACACGGCAGAUGAAUGGGUCUACUUCGUCAUCGAGACCAUCCAAACCGUUCCCCACCCCAUCCAUCUCCACGGCCACGACUUCUACAUCCUAGCCCAAGACACGGGAACCUACGACUCCUCAACCGUGGAUCUCACCCUCACUAACCCACCCCGCCGAGACGUCGCCAUGUUGCCUGCCGGCGGCUAUCUAGUCAUUGCUUUCAAAACCGAUAACCCAGGUGCAUGGCUCCUGCAUUGCCAUAUUGGCUGGCAUACCAGUGAGGGUUUCGCUCUCCAAAUCGUUGAGCGUUACUCUGAGAUUGCUGCACUUAUCGACUCCACUGUCUUGAGUGAUACUUGUGAUGCUUGGACUACAUAUGCCACGGCCGAUGACAUCGUCGCCGAUGACUCUGGAGUGUAA
Messenger RNA from Lachnellula hyalina, 1704 nucleotides. Its product is annotated as Laccase-2. The record is from RefSeq and is a predicted model, not a curated record. Gene Ontology annotation, molecular function: copper ion binding; oxidoreductase activity. The transcript has 3 exons. NCBI's taxonomy places the organism in Eukaryota, Fungi, Ascomycota, Leotiomycetes, Helotiales, Lachnaceae. The annotation marks the transcript as partial.